Vollenhovia emeryi is the source of this 723-nucleotide messenger RNA. Its product is annotated as dnaJ homolog subfamily C member 13-like. Gene Ontology annotation, cellular component: endosome membrane. The record is from RefSeq and is a predicted model, not a curated record. The coding region runs from base 68 to 640 and encodes 190 amino acids. NCBI's taxonomy places the organism in Eukaryota, Metazoa, Arthropoda, Insecta, Hymenoptera, Formicidae. The transcript is spliced from 4 exons. Gene Ontology annotation, biological process: receptor-mediated endocytosis; endosome organization; regulation of early endosome to late endosome transport.
CCAAGCGCAACCUAUUUUAGCGGACCAAGUACCGUCCUUGGGUCAUAUACCGCGACUUUGUCGUCAAAUGGCUGUUCAUAACAGUCAGCCCUCGGUAUAUAAGACAGCUAUAUUGAUUUUACAUCAAUUAGCGACAAGCGAGAUUUGUAUCUCAUCUAUAUGCCAAACGGAAUGCAUAAGUCCAUUAAAGCACGCGAUGCAAUCGAGAAGGGACAUGAUCGCGAUAGCAUGCGAGACGCUGAAUCGAUUAUUUUCAACGAAUGAAGAUAGACUUAUCAAACAGGCAUUGGACGCCGAAAUGGUACCAUAUCUCUUGAAUAUAUUGGAAGGCCGAUUAGAUAUCGUUGAAAACCCUGCCACAACCAAAGCACAAAUAGUAAAAGCUUUAAAAGCUAUGGCGAAAAGUUUACUUCUUGGUGAAAAAGUUAAUGCCAUUCUGGAAAAGUCGAGUGUAUGGGCAGAGUAUAAGGAUCAACGGCACGAUCUGUUUAUUUCAAAUAAUACCAGUUCUGGUUAUCUUACAGCUGGAACACCUGUAUCCGCUGGCUAUUUGACAGCAGGGCCGAGUACAACUUUAACCACGGGCCCACCGCCAGUAGACAAAGAAGAUAGUUUAAUUAAUAGAAACGAUAGCAUCUGAUAUAGAUAACAUUGUAAGUGGUACAAAAGGCAGUAAGAACAUUAAUACUGAGAGAUUCCUGUCGGUAUAAUACUGGUAAUACC